CGUGUACAUACAUACGUCCAUUCUCCCCUCCCCCCUGUUCUUCACUUGCUAUUAUAUGCUAGCUAGAUGGCAAUUCCGUUCCUCUGUUGCUUCUUUACCUUAUUAUAAUUUAUAUAUAUAUACACAUAUAUAUUCUGCCCCGCACCCGACCCUGGCUUGAAGUAGGGAAGGGGAAGAGGAGAUGACUGGAUUCGACGAGCUAGCGGAAACAGACGGGGACGAUGAAUUCAAGGCGUGGUUGUCAAAGCUCUUGGAUGCAAAGCAGGAGAUUGUGGCUUUUGUGGCCUCUCGUCGACCGGGCAGGGCUGUGGGGGUGUUUGACGGGUAUCUCAAGGGCUCGUUCAAUCUCAGUCUCGUUGUGCGAUUUAGUGACGGAGAAGAAGAUGGCGAAGGAAAGGGAGCAGGACCGAAAGCCGUGAUCCGCUUCCCGAAACCAGGCCACACCGCCACGGAUAUCCGGGACGAGAAAGUCCGGAAUGAAGUCCAGGUCUUGCAAUUCCUGAGCGAGAGGACUAGUAUUCCUGUGCCUCGGGUGGUGAGCUGGGGCUUGCUCGCCGACAGUCCGCAGCAGCUCGGCCCCUUUAUAAUCAUGGACUACGUCGACGGUGUCUCGCUGGCAACGCUCCUCAAGCAGCCCACCGCCACCGAACAAGACGAGGUCAUCCUCGCAGACGCCGUCGACGACGCAAAGCUCGACUACGUCUACGAGCAGCUCGCCGCAUACAUGCUCCAGCUCUCCCGCCUCGACUUCGCCGCCAUCGGCGCAAUAUCAAAGUGUCCGGCUACAAACACAUGGCACGCCCGCGAGCGGCCCCUAACAUACAACAUGAACGAGCUCAAGACCGUAGUCUCAGCCUACCCGGACCACGACGGCCGUCCCACCGCCCCCUUCCCCACCGCCUCAUUCUUCCUCCACUUCCUCGCCGACGAACACCUCAUCCACCUCCGCACGCAGCGCAACCUCGCCGACGACCGCGAGGAUGCCAAGAAACGCUUCGUCGCCCGCCACCGCUUCAAGCAGCUCGUCCCUCGCUACUGCACCCACGACGCCGGCCCGUUCAAGCUCUUCUGCGACGACCUCCAGCCGACGAACAUGCUCGCGGACCCGGACUCGCUGCGCAUCACCGCCGUGCUGGACUGGGAAUUUACAAACGCUAUGCCGGCGCAGUUUGCGCACGAUCCGCCGUGGUGGCUGCUGCUGCUGGGGCCUGAUAUGUGGCUUGAGCGUCACUCGAUGGAAGAGUUCAUGGCGCGUUAUGGGCCUAGGUUGGAGCAGUUCUUGCGGGCGUUGGAGCGGGUGGAGAGGAAGGGGUCCGAAGAAAAAGGGGUCGAGCGAGAUGGUACACUUCCUCUGCUUUCUGAGCGCAUGCGUGAGUCCUGGGCGACGGGGAGGUUCUGGUUUGACUAUGGGAUUAGGAAGAGUUUUGAUGUCGAUGCGGUGUAUUGGGCUGCGCUUCACAAGGAGGGCGAUGAUGAUGAUGAUGUGCUAGGAGACGAGAGCAUGAGAGCGGAGAUGGAGAGGUUUGUGGACGUGAAGAUGGAGCAGUUGGAGGCUUAUAAAGCAGAGUGCGAAGUCCGGUUUGCUUCGUGACGCUCUGGUGUCUAUAGGCUUUUUGUCUAGAGCUCUCUUGUACACUUUUUUUUCUUCUCACUAAGAAUCUCAUACCCCUUUUAUGUUAAACUAGAAUGAGAUAAGUUUCGACCUUCAA
Molecule: messenger RNA, 1709 nt
Organism: Pseudovirgaria hyperparasitica
Lineage: Eukaryota; Fungi; Ascomycota; Dothideomycetes; Acrospermales; Acrospermaceae
Product: phosphotransferase enzyme family protein-like protein
Exons: 1
Coding region: 182-1591 (469 amino acids)
Source: RefSeq, a predicted model, not a curated record